GCAGUUUGUCCUGGCGCCGCCAGACGGCAGCAACGUGCGUUCCCCGAGAGAAGAAAAGCGUGACGUCAUUACGCUGUACGUACGGACGUGCGGCGCCGCGCAGCAACAUGUCGCUUAAUGGAGAGGAGGAAGACUUCGAGUGGGAGCCCCCGACCGAGGCCGAGAUGAAGGUGAUCCAGGCCCGCAGGGAGCGACAGGACCAGAUCAGCAAAGUCAUGGGGGACUACCUCCUCAAAGGCUACAAGAUGCUAGGCGAGUGCUGUGACAAGUGCGGGACCAUUCUGCUGCAGGACCGUGCACACAAGAACUAUUGUGUCUCGUGUCAGGAGCUGGAUUCUGACGUUGACAAGGACAACCCUGCCCUCAACGCACAGGCGGCGCUGUCCCAAGUUCGAGAGCGGCGCCUGGCGGCUCAGUCCCCGGCGCCGUCCGAUUCCACGCACGUCAACGGCGACGCUGGUGACCACGUCAGCAACGCUGUCCCCCAGCCCCGACCAGAGCACUGCGAGGGGGCGGCAGCCGGUGGCAGAGCCAUUCCUCCUCCGCCGCCGGCCGCCACCGCACCGCCAUCCCCCGCCGUGGUUGUCCCAGGGUCCGCCGCCGUCCCUACUACGGCGCCCAGCGCCGCCGCACGUCCGGCGGUCAUGCGCCCGGUGCUGCGGGACGCCGAGGAGGCGGUGCUGAGCAAGAUGCGCUGGGCCAGUAAUCAGCUGCAAAGUUGCACCUCCCUUGAGUCCAGCAUCCAGCUGUGCAACCUGAUCUCCAGCUGCGCCGCCUCGCUGCGGAGCCUCCGGGAGAUCGGCCAGUGAGGGCGCGCUGCCUUUUGAACUCUUAGGUGGGCCGGGCCAAGACCAUUGAAGGUGACUAAAAGUGUCAAAUGGAGUGGAUGAGCUUUGUUGUUUUUGUAAGUUAUUUUGUCUUUUAAAAAAUAUUGGCCAUUAAAAUGAUUCCAGUGAGGUUUUUCGCAUGUUAUUUCUGCCCAUAAAGAGGUGAAAUUUAGUAUUGUACAGCGUGAAAUUUAUUCUGUUGGCAUAUGCAAUUUCAACUUAUUCAGAGACAACUGUCACAUUAGUGGAUAUCACUUCAAAAGUGAUUAUUUGCUUCACUCAUUCACUGGCAGCCCAGGUCAGAGAGUAUGUGUUCUGGUGGUUGGUAAAAGGGAAAAAAAAUUGAUUGGACGUACAGCGGGG
Messenger RNA from Corythoichthys intestinalis (scribbled pipefish), 1190 nucleotides. It is a transcript of the gene znrd2, whose product is annotated as zinc ribbon domain containing 2. Bases 108 to 809 code for a protein of 233 amino acids. Lineage: Eukaryota; Metazoa; Chordata; Actinopteri; Syngnathiformes; Syngnathidae. The record is from RefSeq and is a predicted model, not a curated record. The transcript has 4 exons.